Molecule: messenger RNA, 1110 nt
Organism: Penicillium maclennaniae
Lineage: Eukaryota; Fungi; Ascomycota; Eurotiomycetes; Eurotiales; Aspergillaceae
Exons: 5
Molecular function (GO): monooxygenase activity; oxidoreductase activity, acting on paired donors, with incorporation or reduction of molecular oxygen; iron ion binding
Source: RefSeq, a predicted model, not a curated record
GCCCAAGGUCCGAUUGUUCGAACCGGGCCGAACAGAGUCGAUGUUUGCGACAUCAACGCAGUGAAAGAGAUCCAUAGAAACAAUUCGCGUUUCCUCAAAUCCGCUUGGUAUCGCACACUCUUACCCAACGGCACAGAGAACGUCUUCUCGACCACCGACCCGCAUUUCCAUUCGACUCGCCGUCGUUUGCUAGCAUCGCCGUUUUCAGACUCGUCGCUCCACCAGCAUGAAGGCCUGAUUGAAGGCCGAGUACGCAUGGCUAUUUCAAGGAUGGCGGAGGAGAACAAGUCUCGCGGGGUGGCCGAUGUAUUCAAGUGGUGGCUGUUCAUGGCGACCGACAUUAUUGGUGAACUUAGCUUUGGGGAGUCAUUCCGGAUGCUGGAAGCUGGCGAGAAAACUCAAUAUUCUUUGGAUCUCGAGCGAGUCUCAGCCCUCCAACCGAUUCGAACAACUUUUCCGACAAUGGUGAAACUUGGGAACUAUCUCCCCUUGCCUAUCGUCAAGCACACUCAAGAAUGUGGAAAGCGGAUGGCCAUGUACGCAAGCCAAUCCGUUGACCGUUAUAAGAAGAUGAUCGAUGAGAAUCCCUCAAACCCGAAGAAGACUUUGUUUACCAAGCUUUUCGACACCGAGAAAAGCGGGGUGUCUCCCGAUGAUAUAAAAAAAGAGGCGCAAGGCCGAAUUCGUGACAAGUUAGCUGCCGAAGUGGCCGCCUUGUCUGAGCCAAUUCAUGACAACCACCUUCGAAAUCUGCCAUAUCUUAACAUGGUCAUUAACGAGACACUUCGCUUGCAUACGGCUGUUCCUUUUGGGCUGCCUCGGACUGUACCCUCGGAAGGCGCCAAUUUCAAUGGAUACCUCCUUGCGAGUGGAGCGACCGUUUCAACACAGUCCUACAGUCUGCAUCGUGACCCCAUAGUCUUUCCUGAUCCAUUCACUUUCAAACCCGAGAGAUGUGAGAGUCCAACCAAGGAGAUGAAGGAUAUUUCUAUGCCAUUCGGUGGUGGAUCACGCAUCUGCGUGGGAAUACAUUUAGCUCGUAUGGAACUCCGCUUGGGGGCGGCCCUAUUUUUCAGGGAAUUUCCAAACGCUCGUCGAUCCGACAAAUAG